UUCUCAUCCCAGGCAAACACACAGGAGCGAGUGGAGGGCAAGAUCUGCAGCUAUCGCCAAGGCCGCCGGAUUCCUGCGACAAUACGAGCUUCUCCGGCCGCCGCCGGCGUUGCUCUGUCUCUCGUUCUCAUCUCUCAAUCCACCCACGAUGGACUUGGAUCAGCAAAGAUAUUAUUAUCUCACCAUGUUGUGGCGGAGAACUCUGUCUGUCAUUGUUCUUCUCUUGGCUCUUUGGUAUAGAGACAAAGAUGGUAGAAAAUUUAGAAGUGGAGGAAGAAAGUAUGGUCCUCUAGUUGAGAGAGACAUCUACAGGACUAGUGUCCUGGUUAGGCUAAUUGACACAUCCGAUGCAAUAUGUAUCAAGCAACUGCGGAUGUCUCGAGCUGUGUUUUACAAGCUAUGCAUUAGGCUCAGGCAGAAAAAGUUGUUAAUUGAUACACUACAUGUUUCAGUAGAGGAACAAGUAGCAAUGUUCCUAUACAUGAUCGGUCAGCAUCACACAAAUUCAUCCGUUGGAUUUUGGUUCUGGCGAUCUAGUGAAACAGUGAGCAGAUAUUUCAAUAUUGUUCUUCGUGCGAUGGGGGAGUUAGCUCGUGAUCUCAUUUACAUUAGAUCAACGGACACACACACAAAAAUCACUAGCAGCCCGGACAGAUUCUACCCGUAUUUUGAGGGAUGCAUAGGGGCACUAGAUGGCACUCAUGUUAAGGCUUGUGUUCCUGCCCACAUGGUCGACAAGUUUAGGGGCCGCAAGUCAUACCCCUCCCAAAAUGUGCUAGCAGUUGUUGACUUCGACCUUCGAUUCACAUAUGUUCUAGCUGGUUGGGAGGGCUCUGCCCAUGAUUCUCUUGUGCUAAAAGAUGCCCUCACACGUCCAGGGGGAUUAAAAAUACCCGAAGGUCAUGGGGAAGCAUAAGCUCACUCUGAAGACCGAGGAGGACUCCAAUCCUCGUGAUAAGUACAUAACCUGGACUGACGAGGCGACAAGGUUUAUGCUUGAAUGGUAUAUCGACCUUCGUAAGGACAAACCUGCAACUUUCAAGUUCAAUAAACAACACCACUUGCAAUGUGCUGAUGCUCUAAAUGGCAAGUUUUCGCUUGCUGUCACUCAAACCCAAGUGGAUCGACACUAUCAUCAAUGCAAGGAGAAGUGGGGCUGGGUGCGUCGUGCCAUGGCCAAUAGUGGAAAUGGCCUUGACAGAACCACUUUCAAUUCACACUUUCUGACUGCUAUUGUCUAUAUAUAUAUGUAUGCUUCAUAUUCACUAUCUCUUGUUGUGUUUUUUUAUACCUGCAACUUCUCUCAUGUUUUGUGUUCAUUACAUCAUUAUUUUACUCUUUUUACCUUACCUUGUGUGCAGAAAACUGCAGUCAAUUAUCUUACCAGACCCAUUAGGUUCUUUCAUCAAUUGGAAGAGUUAUUCUCGGAUCAAUCUCAUGCUGAUGGCUCACUCGCAGUUGACCAAACCACUGUCAAUGUGGAUGAUGGUAGUGAUGACAGCGAGGAUGUGAGGGAACUUGAGGGAAAUCUAAUUCUAGCAGACAGUGAUGAAGCUGACUCUGACACUAUUGAUCGUCGCAGUCCUAAAGUCGACUUGGAUGGCAAUCCAUUAAACAAGAAGCGCAAGUGUGCAUCAUCAUCACCUUCCAAGAAGCCAACCAAGGGCAAAGCAAACAAGAAGGGCAAGGUAUCUAAUGAUGAUAUGGUAACCAGUAUCAAGAAGCUAGCUGAAUCCCUUGCAUCCCCUAUUGUGUCUGUGCAACCAAUGCCACCUGUAGAUCCUUAUGCAAAUCUUUGGAAGCGGAUCAAUGCCCUUACCAUCCCAGCUAAGGAUAAACUUGAGAUUGUUGCCUAUCUAUCCAAGCCAGACCAAGAUAUCUUUCGUAGCUAUCUUAACUAUGCCGAUGAAACAAUUCUUCGAGAGUGGGUCAUUAGCUACUUUGAGCCUCAGUUUCAUGAAGGUGGCAAUGAUGGAUCUGCGGCUGCUCACUGAAUUGCCACAUGGUUAGAUAGAGUUUGUGGCAACCUUUUGUUUAUAUGGCUAGGAACGCUUUAACACGUAGUGGGAGCAUGGAUAACAUCAUCAUGCAUAUUUUGUCUAUAUACAGCAAACUUGGGUGCAUCAUGUACUGUUUGUAUGGAGUGCAUUUGGUGCAUGGCUGGCUGUUUAUGUCCUAGAUGGUAUGGUAAAGGAUGUGAACCUUAUUCCGUCUAUCAUGUAUCAGACAAUAUAUGAGCUACUUAAUCUAUGAGUUUAAUUAUGUCAUUCUGAAGUUCUGGAAA
Triticum aestivum (bread wheat) is the source of this 2284-nucleotide messenger RNA. RefSeq lists its product as uncharacterized. The transcript is spliced from 5 exons. The record is from RefSeq and is a predicted model, not a curated record. The coding region runs from base 903 to 1994 and encodes 363 amino acids. NCBI's taxonomy places the organism in Eukaryota, Viridiplantae, Streptophyta, Magnoliopsida, Poales, Poaceae.